AGAGCGCGGUACAGUGAGGCUGUGUGUGCGGUGUGUGCGGUGUGUGCGAUGUCCAAGCGGGACGCGGGGAAGACUAGAAGCGGGGAAAUGCGGCCACCGUGCAGAGCUGAGAAAGCAUGAGCAUUGCCAUACAGAAAAAAAACAAUCAGGCUACAGCUUCUGAGAGCAUUGCGUUUCCGAAGGGCCAGUAAAGAGGCGCAAGCAUGUGUAGCUCUCUGAGUCCUAAGCAGCACCCUUUUGGCCCAGGCCUCACUGACCUGCAGCAGUACAGUUUGUGGCUAGCCAGCAGACAUGAAGCCAGUCUGCUGCCUAUGAAAGAAGACCUGGCUCUCUGGCUCACCAGCAUGCUGGGUGUUGAAAUUACAGCUGAGAGUUUCAUGGACAGGUUAGAUAAUGGCUUCCUGUUGUGUCAGCUGGCUGAGACUCUGCAGGAGAAAUUCAGGCAGAACAGUGGAGAACUUUCACCUCCUGACAAGCCAAUCCCUAAUCGGAGGAUCCCCUGUAGAGCAAGUGCUCCAUCUGGCUCUUUUUUUGCCCGAGACAACACAGCCAAUUUCUUGUCAUGGUGUCGGGAGGUGGGAGUUGGGGAGACCUGCUUGUUUGAGUCUGAAGGACUGGUAUUGCACAAACAGCCACGUGAAGUCUGCCUGUGUCUGCUGGAACUGGGGAGGAUAGCGGCUAGGUAUAAGGUCGAACCACCUGGGUUAAUUAAGCUGGAGAAUGAGAUUGAGCAAGAGGAGAAAGCCCCAGAGCCGCCUUCCUCACCCGUCUCUCCCGCUCAGGGCUCUGCUUUCAACAAAAGCUCCUCCUGCAAAAAAAGCACUGGCAAGCUCCUGGAUGAUGCCGUAAGGCACAUUUCCGAGGAGCCUCCCUGUAAGUGCCCUAAUAAAUUCUGUGUCGAGCGUCAGUCACAGGGCCGCUAUCGUGUUGGAGAGAAGAUACUCUUUAUUCGGAUGCUGCACAAUAAACAUGUGAUGGUGCGAGUAGGAGGUGGCUGGGAAACGUUUGAGAGUUACCUACUGAAGCAUGACCCCUGCCGUAUGCUGCAGAUUUCCAGAGUGGAGGGCAAAGUGUCCCCCAUCUCCAUCAAGUCCCCUAGCAUCAAAGACCUAACCCCUGACAGCUACCUGGUGGUGGCGGCCCACUACAGGAGUAAGAAGUAAUAAAGGCUAGUAACAGAUAAGGAAUAUGAGGAAUGAAAAACAGGCUUUGCAAUUAAGCUCAUUUCACAUACAGUAUGUAUCACACUAACAUGUUAAUCUAGUUUACAUUAUGUGAGGGGCGAACUAUAGGGAGUCAUUUAUAUGUGUAAACACAGGGUAAAACAUACUCUGGACUAAGCAAUGGCAACCACAAACUUUAUUUCUGAGCUUUAUUUUUCUUGCAAAUUGUUAUUCAUACAUUGACUGCUUGUAUUAAUACAGCUAAUGUAGCUAACUUGACACUGUGCCACAAUAAUACAGCAGGACUGAAACAUAGACUGUUGGUUUUACAGGGGGAGGGACUGGAAAAAAAACACUAUGAUUUUUAUUUUUUGACAUCUAAAAAUGCAGUAUAAAAAGUAAAAGUUUAUCAUUUAUAGCCUGGAAUUGAAAUUGAUAUAUGUAGUGUAGCUUGUGAUGAUGUCUUUGCUCUACUGCUUUGCCUGUCAUUAGCUGAGAUUUCUUCAUAAAUAUUACUUGAGUGAUGUAUAUACAUUUACUUUUUCUCUCAUAAAAUGACAUUGUCAUAACUUCUUAAUGUAUAUAUUUGCAGCAUUAUAGCAGAACAAUGUUUUUUUUUCUCUGGAAUGCAUCCACUUUGCAGAAAAUGAUUUUCUUAAACAGUUGUAGAUGAUGACUUUUCAGAUUGUAAUAACAGAUAUAUUACAAUUCUAAUCACUUUUCCUCUAUGCAAAGACCAGUCAUACUUGUGAGCUGUUAAUAGAAUGUGAUUUGUGUUCGGAGUAAAAACAAAUCAGCAAGCGUUUCAGUGGUUCUUUUUUCUUUAUCAAUUUGAAUAAAGAAAUUGCUGUUUGUGGAA
Silurus meridionalis is the source of this 2022-nucleotide messenger RNA. It is a transcript of the gene gas2a, whose product is annotated as growth arrest-specific protein 2. The record is from RefSeq and is a predicted model, not a curated record. NCBI's taxonomy places the organism in Eukaryota, Metazoa, Chordata, Actinopteri, Siluriformes, Siluridae. Gene Ontology annotation, cellular component: actin filament. Gene Ontology annotation, molecular function: microtubule binding; cytoskeletal adaptor activity; actin filament binding. The transcript has 8 exons. The coding region runs from base 204 to 1163 and encodes 319 amino acids. Gene Ontology annotation, biological process: actin crosslink formation.